AUGGAAGGUACAGUUGCCCCCAGUGCAAUCGUUCUUGAAGUUCUUAACGAAGAUAAUUAUGAACGAUGGAGUGUUUGGGUUAAAACCUACUUGUUAGCUAACGGUCUUUGGGACGUUGUCGAAACCAGCAGGGCACCUUUACCAUCCGACUUUGAGGUUUGGACGAAGAGGAAUGCCCAAGCACUACAUGCAAUCCAGAUUUCUUGUGGACUGGAUACGUUUACUCUGAUCAGCGAAUUCAACAGUGCCAGUCGUGCUUGGAAAACACUGGCUGAAACUUUGAAGCCAAGUUUGCCAGAAUUUCUAAAUGACCCAGGGUUUGAGGACAGAGCCAAAAUCUUCCACAAGUAUGAACCUUUCUUCGAUGCUGUUAGGAAAGGUGAUUGGGAUGGAACUAAGUUCCUUGACGAGACACCUGAUGCAAUAACUGCAAGAAUUCCAUAUUCGGGCCAGACAGCACUUCACAUCGCAACUGAUGCCCGUCAAACUCGAAUUGUUGAAAAGUUGGUAAAGUUGAUGCCAGAAGGAUCCCUAGAAAUAAAAGCGGAUGAUGGUAUGACAGCUCUUGCUGUAGCUGCAAGUAAAGGUUACACCCGAAUGGCUCAAUGCAUGGUAGAAAAGAAUACGAAAAUACUUAGCAUUGGCGAUGCUGCCAAUAGAAUUCCACUUGUCCUAGCUUGUCGCAAUGGUCAUUCAGAUAUGAUUCGAUAUCUAUAUGUUGCCACCCCAGUUGAAGAUUUAAUGCCAGAGAUGGGACCAAAUGGCGCUACAAUUGUUUCUCAGUGUUUUGCUGAUAAAAAAUAUGAUCUUGCAUGGAGCUUAAUUCAGCGUUUCCCACGCCUAGCAAUUUCUAAAGAUCAUUAUGGUUUAACACCUUUAUAUGCAUUGUCUGGUGUGCCAUCAGCAUUCCCAAGCGGAAUGAAACUCAGACUCUUGCAACGGUUGAUCUAUAAAUGUAUAAAUAUAGAAGCUACUCCUUUGAGUAGUAAUGAUACUCUCAUUAAUGUUGGUAAUAUAGCAAAUGGCGAAGAUAACCAAAGGGACUUCAUUGGAUCAGGUACGCUGCUGCUACUUCUUUAUCUUGAGAAGUAA
Rosa chinensis is the source of this 1092-nucleotide messenger RNA. RefSeq lists its product as uncharacterized. Gene Ontology annotation, molecular function: protein binding. The coding region runs from base 1 to 1092 and encodes 363 amino acids. NCBI's taxonomy places the organism in Eukaryota, Viridiplantae, Streptophyta, Magnoliopsida, Rosales, Rosaceae. The transcript is spliced from 4 exons. The record is from RefSeq and is a predicted model, not a curated record.